Molecule: messenger RNA, 744 nt
Organism: Vicia villosa (hairy vetch)
Lineage: Eukaryota; Viridiplantae; Streptophyta; Magnoliopsida; Fabales; Fabaceae
Exons: 10
Coding region: 1-744 (247 amino acids)
Biological process (GO): proteolysis
Molecular function (GO): cysteine-type peptidase activity
Source: RefSeq, a predicted model, not a curated record
AUGUCUCAGUCUGAGGUGUUGCUAGUUGCAUUUACUUUACUUGUUGCUGGUGCUGCACAGCAUUAUCACAGAGAUGUUUCGGAUGCCACGUUGGUGGGAGAUGCAAUAGGUUCGUUUGUUACAUGGCCGUCAAGCCUCAUUAGUGUAGAUGAUGAGACUCCAACAAAAUCCAAAUCAAAAGACAAGGGGAUUCCACGGAAAAUCGAGUCAGUUGCAACAAUAAAAGAGAUUGAAGAUGUCAGUAGGGAAAUGUCUGAUAUUGCGAAAGGAAACACUCAUCUUGUACCUAUGGAGGACGAUAUUUUUGGUUUUCAAUAUGCCGAAGUAAUUGGUAUGGAAGAUUUUGAUGAAGUAUUUCAACAUACGCAAUUAGACCUCGGUGUUAUUAAUACAUACAUAAGUGGACAUUGGUUGUUGGUCGCGAUUAAUCCUAUCAGAGAAGUUGUAUAUUAUAUGGAUUCCUUACACAAUGGUCCAAGUACAUAUGAAGCUAUGAAGAAGAUGGUUGAUACUGCUAUACAAGUUUUCCGAGCACAAAGAGGUAAUCAAUGUCCUGGGCAGCGUAAUGAAGUAGAUUGCGGUUUUUACAUGUUGAGGUUUAUAAAAGAAAUUCUUCUUAUGGAUCGAAUAGAGAUUCCAUCCAAGUACUUUGAUGAAUUCAAGCGUGCUUAUUACUCAAGUUCUCAGUUGGAUGGACUUAAGGAGGAUUGGUGUAAAUUCAUGAUUGAGUUGAAAAUUAUAUGA